AUGGCACAAGCCUGGAACGUGCUGCUGCAACUAUGGUUUUGUAUGCUCAGUUCUGGAACUUACGGCAUUGCUGCUGAACUUGCCGCGUCCUUCCCGUUCUUCGACGUCACAGGGAUUCCACGAAGGUGUCGGUACAAGAACAUGUCGAUCAUUUCACCAGCGGAGUUUGUAGACAAGUCUCAUGAUGUCUCGCUUGGCUACCCAGUUGCAUAUCGUAGCAUCGUGCGCUUGCUGGCUUUGAGCUUGACCGGAUCACUACGGCCAGAUCGAAGGGAUUUCCCAUACGACCGGCGUUUCUGUGGAAGCGACCAUCCGCUGAAGCACGGUUACACUAUGGUUGGCAUGCUCCGGAUGCAGAACGUGGCUCAAUUGGUGCUGAAAGUGGUUCAGCAUGGUAUCCCAGGUGGCUUUGUUGAGGCCGGUGUUUGGAGGGGUGGCACCUGCAUUUUCGCCAAGGCUCUGUUCAACCUACUAGGAGAAGUUGGACGUGAGGUCCAUCUCUUCGAUGCCUUUGAAGCGAUGGGGACAUACGGAAAGAAAGCAGAGCGGCUGCAUGUCGACUUGGAGUCGGUGAAGAAGAACUUUGAGCUUUUUGGGGUCCAGGAUGCGAGAGUAAAGUACCACCAAGGCUUAUUUAAGGAGACGAUGCGCCGGUUCUGGCAAGACUAUUCCAAGUCUGACCAGAAGAUUGCCAUUUUGCGCAUCGAUGCCAACUUCUACGAUUCGCAUCAGGAUGCUUUGUAUUAUUUGUACAACUUCGUCGCGGUCGGUGGUUAUGUAAUUUUCGACGACCUUUUUAGCUUGCCCGAUGUCGGACGUGUUUGGAGGGAGUUUCGGCUGGACCAGAAUCUUACAGAAAGGAUCAUCCGAAUCGACCGACAUGGCGGCUACUUCAAGAAGACAAGAAUGGUUCCCGUGAACUUCAAGAAGAUGCGAGCUUCGAGAGCUGAGAUGCCGUCCUGGGCACUCUAA
Messenger RNA from Symbiodinium sp. CCMP2456, 972 nucleotides. Lineage: Eukaryota; Dinophyceae; Suessiales; Symbiodiniaceae. The record is from the annotation of a GenBank genome assembly.